GGUAGAGCAUAAUUUUCUGCUUCUAGACCUGGCAGCUAGGAUCCCAGCACCCAGACUUGACUAAUAACUGGUCUCAGCAGCACCAAGCGCACUUCCCAACCCUUCUUCACUCCCGCAGCACUGCUUCCCCCCAACCUAGAAGAUGGUCAAGGAGGAGCUCGAGAUGGCCGUGCUGGGGGCGCCCGUCAGCACUGCGCCCCACAGUUCGGCGCCCAUGACGUCCACCGUGAUCAGCAUCCACAGCGAGACCUCCGUGCCGGACCAUGUCGUCUGGUCCCUCUUCAACACGAUCUUCCUGAACUGCUGCUGCUGCCUGGGGUUUGCGGCGUUGGCCUACUCCGUGAAGUCUAGGGACCGGAAGAUGGUGGGUGACCUGAUGGGGGCCCAGAGCUACGCCUCCACCGCCAAGUACCUGAACAUCUUCACCCUGGUCUUCAGCCUCCUGCUGAUCAUCGUGUUCAUCAUUCUUGUAGCCCCUGCCGCAAUGAUGGGCCUCCAGGCCUUUUCACAGAUGCUGAAGGACUAUGCGGGCUACUAG
Messenger RNA from Trichechus manatus latirostris (Florida manatee), 538 nucleotides. RefSeq names its product interferon-induced transmembrane protein 1-like. Gene Ontology annotation, cellular component: plasma membrane. The transcript is spliced from 2 exons. The coding region runs from base 143 to 538 and encodes 131 amino acids. The record is from RefSeq and is a predicted model, not a curated record. Gene Ontology annotation, biological process: type I interferon-mediated signaling pathway; response to interferon-beta; host-mediated suppression of symbiont invasion. Lineage: Eukaryota; Metazoa; Chordata; Mammalia; Sirenia; Trichechidae.